This is a messenger RNA of Danio aesculapii, 3899 nucleotides long. It is a transcript of the gene nudt3a, whose product is annotated as nudix (nucleoside diphosphate linked moiety X)-type motif 3a. Gene Ontology annotation, cellular component: nucleus; cytoplasm. The transcript has 5 exons. Bases 156 to 668 code for a protein of 170 amino acids. The record is from RefSeq and is a predicted model, not a curated record. Gene Ontology annotation, molecular function: bis(5'-adenosyl)-pentaphosphatase activity; bis(5'-adenosyl)-hexaphosphatase activity; diphosphoinositol-polyphosphate diphosphatase activity. Lineage: Eukaryota; Metazoa; Chordata; Actinopteri; Cypriniformes; Danionidae. Gene Ontology annotation, biological process: diadenosine pentaphosphate catabolic process; diphosphoinositol polyphosphate metabolic process; adenosine 5'-(hexahydrogen pentaphosphate) catabolic process.
CAGCGCUCAGAGUAAUGGCGUCUGUGCGACACUAGCUUACAAAAUGAAGCGACGGAGGGUUUAUUUAUGCUAGCGGAGGGCCUGUAGAAGGGUUUCUGGGUGCGGCGAGAGGUGAAGACUUGACCGGAGUUGAGGACUUUCAUCUGUUGAGCGCGAUGAUCAAGCUGAAGUCCAACCAGACGCGCACGUAUGACAGAGACGGUUAUAAGAAGCGCGCGGCCUGUCUGUGCUUCAGGAGCGAGCGCGAGGAGGAGGUGUUGUUGGUGAGCAGCAGCAGUCACCCUGACAGAUGGAUCGUUCCUGGUGGAGGGAUGGAGCCUGAGGAGGAGCCCAGCGUCGCUGCGGUCAGGGAGGUGUGUGAGGAGGCAGGAGUCAAAGGUACAUUAGGAAGAUUGGUAGGUGUUUUUGAGAACAGAGACAGAAAGCACAGGACGUACGUUUAUGUUCUCAUCGUGACUGAGGUUCUGGAGGACUGGGAGGACUCAGUAAAUAUUGGUAGGAAGAGGGAGUGGUUUAAGACCCAAGACGCUCGGAGUGUGCUGCAGUGUCACAAACCUGUGCAGGCAUCGUACUUCGAAGCCCUUCAACAGGCCUGCAUGACCAGCAACGGCACAUCACUGGUGGCCACAUAUAACAAUAACCAAAACUCUCUGUCCAGCAUCAGAUAACUGAAGCCGAGCCUCGCUUUUUCUACCGUUUACCACCCACAUCAACUCUACAGCAACUACUGUCUCCGUUUGUUUUUUAAAAUCACAUCAAUCGGUUAAUCUUGGAUCGCCUUACCUGCCUUUUGUUGUUCAGAUAGAGCAUUUUGCGAACAAUUGUUUGUCUGUUUCUUCUUGUUUUAAUGAAUCCUUGCAUGAAAUUCUCUUCUUCAAUGACAGAAUGCAAACACGUUGAAAUAAGUAGCGUUUCAGGAGAAUUGUUUGUUAUGCUGUGCUAACGUUUGGCCUUUUCUCUCUGCAGUGUUUGCAUUUAUGAUUGUGCCGUUUUCUAGAGGUGGAGUUUUUGCAUGAGCACGUCGUGUAUCAAUGAGCUUACAAAUACAGGAGUCUUUGGUUUAUGUGAUCUAAACUAAAUCGAGGGUAGAUGUUUUUUCGAUGGAUGGGGCCAUUUGACUGUUUUUGCCUUGGUUUAGUGUAUUUUGUACAUGCUGGUGUGGCAUAAUAAUAGUCUUAGUUGUCUAAACGGAUGCACAGAACAGAGAUGGUGUCUUAAAGGGUUGACAUUGCAGUCUUAUUGCCAAUUUUACAUUCACUUCUGUUGGAAACUCCCAAAUGCAGCUGCUCUCUGAUUAGGCACAUUUGCAGGAUGGGGUGAUGUUGACAGGGUUCAGUGCACUGUAAAAAGCCAUUAGUUGACUACUUGAAAAUAUUGAGUAAACUUGUUGCUUUUAAACUGAUUGGUUGACUUUUCUUAAAGUGAGUAAUCCUGUUGGCGAUUACUUGACUUUAAAAUUGAGUAAACUCAUUGCUUCUAAAGCGAUUAGAUGACUUAACUUUAAAAAGGGGGUAAACUCGUUGCUUCAAUGCGAUUAGUUGAGUUUCAAAGACGUUAAACUUGUUGCUUUUAAAGCGAUUAGUUGACUUUACUUAAAAAGAGUGAGUACACCUGUUACUUUUAAAGCGAUUAGUUGACUUUACUUGAAAAGAGUGAGUACACCUGUUACUUUUAAAGCGAUUAGUUGACUUUUCUUUAAAAAAUCUCGUUGGUGAUUGCUUGACUUUAAAAAUAAGUAAACUCAUUGCUUUUAACGCGAUUGGUUGACUUUAGAAAGUUAGUAAAUUCAUUGCUUUUAAAGUGAUCUGUUGCUUUGGCUUUAAAAAGCAAGUAAACCUGUUGCUUUUAAAGUGAUUAAUUGACUUUAAAGGUGAGUAAACUCUUUCCUUUUGGAACGAUUAGUUGACAUUGCAUUAAAAAGUGAUUUAAACUCACUGCGUUUGAAGUGAUUAGUUGACUUAGUGAGUAAGCCUGUUGCACUGAAAGCAAUUAGUUGACUUAACUUAAAAAGUGAGUAAGCGCUUUCCUUUUAAAGUGAUUAGUUGACUUAACUUAAAGUGAGUAAUCCCACUGGCAAUUAUUUGACUAUAAAAAGUUAGUAAGCCUGUUGCUUUUAAAGUGAUUAUUUAACUUUAUCUAAAGUGAUUAGUUGACUUCAAAGGUGAGUAAAUACUUUCCCUUUGAAACGAUUAGUUAACGUUACUUAAAAUGUGAAUAAGUUCGCUGCGUUUGAAGCGAUUAGUUGACUUUUACAAAAAAAUUGAAUGAACAUUUGCUUUUAAAGCGAUUAGUUGACUUUGCUUAAAAAUGUGAGUAAACUUGUUGCUUUAGAAGUGAUUUAGUUGAUCUUAACUUUUUUAAGUGAGUUAACCCGUUGCUUUUUAACCACUUAGUUGACUUUUCUUAAAGUGAGUACUCCCGUUUGCAAUUACUUGGCUUCAAAAAAUGAGUAAACUCAUUGCUUCUAAAGUAAUUGGUUGACUUUAAAAGUCAGUAAACUUUUUCCUUAUUAGGAUUAAUUGAAAUAAAUUGGUAAAUUUGAUUAGAACUCUUUCCUUUUAAAGUGAUUAGUUGACUUACCUUAAAGAGAGUAAUCCCAUUGGCAAUUACUUGACUUGAAUUUAGUAAGCCUGUUGCCUUUAAAUGGAUUAGUUGACUUCAAAGGUGAGUAAACUCCAUCUGGAACGAUUAGUUGACAUUACCCAAAGUCAAACUUACUGCAUUUGAAGCGAUUAGUUGACAUUACCUAAAGUCAAACUCACUGCAUUUGAAGCGAUUAGUUGACAUUACCUAAAGUCAAACUCACUGCAUUUGAAGCGAUUAGUUGACAUUACCUAAAGUCAAACUCGCUGCAUUUGAAGCGAUUAGUUGACAUAACCUAAAGUCAAACUCACUGCAUUUAAAGCGAUUAGUUGACAUAACCUAAAGUCAAACUCACUGCAUUUAAAGCGAUUAGUUGACAUUACCUAAAGUCAAACUCACUGCAUUUGACGCGAUUAGUUGACAUUACCUAAAGUCAAACUCACUGCAUUUGAAGCGAUUAGUUGACAUUACCUAAAGUCAAACUCACUGCAUUUGAAGCAAUUAGUUGACAUUACCUAAAGUCAAACUCACUGCAUUUGAAGCGAUUAGUUGACUUUGUUUGAAAAAUUGAAUAAACCUGUUGAUUUUAAAGCAAUAAGUUGACUUUAAAAUUGAGUAAUUGAUUUCCUUUUGAAAUGAUUUGUUAAGUAAAGUCAACUUGUUGCUUUUUUAAAAGUGACUAAUUGCUUUCUACAGUGUGUUGGUUUUUAGUAGUUCUCCACUUCACCAUUUCAGGUGAUUUUGAGUUAAGUGAACAUCUUCAUGGUCUAUAUUGUGAUGGUUUUUAUGGGCUCUAAAUGUCCUUUUCAUAUCAAUCUAAAGUGGUUUAACACGAUGUGGGGCAGGCCAGUCUGCUGAUUGCACUUGUUUUGUUGUGAAAUGAGCCUGUUUUGGACAUGAGUGUGAUGACUUUUGUGAUGACUCUUGCGUUUAGUGGUCAUCCAGAAGCAGUUCAUGCCUCACUCCAGCAUUUCGGAGGGUUUUCACCAGUAUUCACAGCACUACAUCAGCUACUUACAAAAUGUCUUCACUGAUUCAAAUUUAGUUGUGGUAGUUUCAGUUUAUUGUCUGUCAAUCAUAAAUUAUAACCUUAGAUUGUGUGUGUGUGUGUGUGUGUGUGUGUGUGUGUGUGUGUGUGUGUGUGUGUGUGUGUGUGUGUGUGUGUGUGUGUGUGUGUGUGCGUGCGUGUAUGUGUGCGUGUGUGUAUGUGGGUUUGUAUGUUUUAGGUAAUGUGGAUAGUCAAAAGACUCGAUGCCAAGGUUUGCUGUUUACCUAAUAAAUUGUCUCUCAUGUAAGGGGACUGAUUUCGAUUGAAA